Molecule: messenger RNA, 729 nt
Organism: Rhineura floridana
Lineage: Eukaryota; Metazoa; Chordata; Lepidosauria; Squamata; Rhineuridae
Gene: FGF23
Product: fibroblast growth factor 23
Exons: 3
Coding region: 1-729 (242 amino acids)
Biological process (GO): regulation of cell migration; cell differentiation; positive regulation of cell population proliferation
Cellular component (GO): cytoplasm
Molecular function (GO): type 1 fibroblast growth factor receptor binding; growth factor activity
Source: RefSeq, a predicted model, not a curated record
AUGUUCCAGGCUACUCAUUGUAGCUUCCUGAAGUUCAUACUGCUUGCAAUGUGUGGUUGGGAGGCAGUGACUGCUUUCUCCAAUGCCUCGCCACUGCUCAACCCAAACUGGGGAAACACAGACAGCCUGUUGCACCUGUACACAUCAACAGCAAGAAAGAGUUUCCACCUGCAAAUUAACUCCAAUGGCCAUGUGGAUGGAAGUCCUUACCAAACCAUUUACAGUGCCCUAAUGAUCAAAUCUGAACGUACAGGCUAUGUAGUGAUAAAUGGUGUGAAAAGUGGACGCUUCCUCUGCAUGGACAUUAAUGGGGAUAUCUUUGGAUCGCAUUUCUUCAAUUAUGAAGAUUGCACUUUCAAACAUUGGACUCUGGAAAAUGGCUAUGAUGUUUACCAGUCUCCCAAGUACCGUUACCUUGUCAGCUUAGGAAAAGCUAAGCAACCUCUAUUCCCCAGUAUGAAUCCACCUCCUUAUUCCCAAUUCUUGACCAGAAGAAAUGAAAUUUCGUUAGUUCAAUUCAACACACCAAAGCCCCCCAGACGUACUAGAAAUGCCAGUGCCGAUCCAUGUGGAAGUAUCAUAUCAGUUGGCAACAUCUCUAAAGACAACGCAAAGUCACAAUCAUCCACACAUCACAGUUUAGCUAAUUCAGAUGCUGAAGAUGGAGACCCAAACAGCGCAACAUUCAACAGAUGGUUUUCAAGCCCUAGGACCAAUAUCAAAACAUGA